Messenger RNA from Phytophthora infestans T30-4, 897 nucleotides. RefSeq names its product serine protease family S54, putative. Gene Ontology annotation, cellular component: membrane. Bases 1 to 897 code for a protein of 298 amino acids. The record is from RefSeq and is a predicted model, not a curated record. Gene Ontology annotation, molecular function: serine-type endopeptidase activity. NCBI's taxonomy places the organism in Eukaryota, Oomycota, Peronosporomycetes, Peronosporales, Peronosporaceae. The transcript has 6 exons.
AUGUUCAGGCCUAACGUCGGACGCCGCGGGCGCGUUGGCCCCAACGCCGGGCGCAACGGCCAGGGCAUCGCACUGUUGCUCAUGCUCAUGCAACAGAUUCAGCAGCUGGAGCGCAAACCGCCGGUUACGCUCGGACUCAUGGCUUUAAUGUACGGACUUCAUUUCCAGAAAGAGCAAUCACCGGAGCUCUUCUCCCCAUAUUCGCUAUGUCCCGACCGAGUGCUCAGUCAUUGGGACUUGACGCGUAUUGUGGCAUCGGGACUCAUCCACGUCGAUGACUGGCACUUGUACCAUAACAUGGUCUCGUUCUUGUGGAAGGGAUGCAACCUUGAGUACAAGAUGGGGAGCGUGCGCUUCCUUCUAACGGUGGUGUAUUUACUCGUGCUGUGCCACGUGCUAGUCGUAGUGGUGGCACUCGUGCUUGCAACAGGGUUCCAAAUGCCGGUGCUUUUGAAUCAUAACUCGCCAGCAUUCUCGUCGGUUUACGGCUUUCAAGUGCCUACCAAGUAUGCGGCAUGGCUGGAGCUGGUGGUGAUUCAUUUCCUGGUACCGCGAAGCUCGUUCAUUGGCCACAUGUGCGGCAUCCUAGCUGGUUACUUGUUCGUGUACUCUUCAGUGAUGCAGUCAGUUAUGACUUCCGGAGCCGGUGCAUUCAGCCGAUGGCUGAGAGCAGUUGCUGGUCCUACUUACUAUCGACAUGACACUCCACCUCCACGCUAUUCAAGGCCUCCAACGUCCUCUUUUGAGACCGACGAAGACAUAGCACGACGUCUUCAAGAAGAAGAAUACCAAGAUCAUGCUGCUCCACAGCCGCAGCCAGGACAACCAACACCUGAACACAUCAGCCCAAGCGAACUUCGACGCCGGCGUUUGGCUCGAUUCGGCACCGGACAUUAA